CCUACUUCUGUUAGACUUCACUAAAUGUUCACUAAUCUGCAGCUCAGUUACGAGAGUUGCGGCAACAAGAGAAGCUUUCAACCAGAAGUGGGAGAAGAGAUAAAUGCUGUGUGUGAGUGUGGGGGCAGAAAACAGCAACAGGAGGGUAAGAAGGUGCAAGAUAAGAGAAAAGACAGACGGUAAAGGAGGCUAAAAGCACGGGAACAAAACAAACAAGAGACUGAAAGAGAAGAACAGAAAGAGAAGAGUAAAAGACACACCACCAUGGCAUACCCGCUGUUUGAGGGGAAGAAUCAUGCCUCUGUCUACCAAAAGUAUCGCUUUACCCCUCCAGAUGAGGUCAAGAACAUUAUUCUUCAAUACCUUGAUAAAAAGAAGGGACAGCCACAUGUGCUGGCAGUGGAUCUGGGAUGUGGGACAGGUCAGAAUUCCCGAAUACUGGCGCCGCACUUCCAGGAAGUGGUGGGCAUGGACAUCAGUGAGUGUCAGCUGGAGGAGGCCAGAGCUGUGCCUGGGUACCCUAACAUCACAUACAGAAAGGGGACAGCAGAGGAGCUUCCUUUUCAAGAUGGUUCUGUGGAUUUGCUGACAGCAGCAUCAGCAGCCCACUGGUUCGAUCAGUCCAGGUUCCUGGCUGAGGCAAGUCGGGUUUUAAAGCCUCGGGGUUGCAUGGCUCUGCUGGGAUACAGUGACCCAAACACCAGGCUUCGCUACCAGGGCUGUGGAGAAAGACUCAAUCACAUAUGUGCAGAGGUGAGGGAGGUGCUGAUGCCAUACACUAACAAUCAAGUCUCUGUAGCUGAGGGUAAGCUGGAAGAGCUCUUCACAGCAAUACCUUUUACCGACAAAGAGAGGAUUGAGCGUAUUAAGGUGAACUCAUCAAUCUCGGUGAGGAACCUGGUGGGUUUCAUUGAGUCCUGGUCCAUGUUCCAAGGUUAUAAGAAGAAAGAUCCCCAGGCUGCUGAAGAACUGCUGCUUAAUACCCAAAAGAGGUUUCUGGAGGAGAUGGGAGUCAAGUCUGCUGACACUGAAAUAAAGCAGGAGCUGGAAUAUUUCUGUGUUCUGGCAUCAAAACCACAGUAACCAAUGUUUUUGAGAGAGAGUAUAUUAAGAUGUUGCAAUUCACAAUUUCUGAACUUCAAAAUGACUCAUUACUGCACUUGUUGAUCGUAGACAUUUUUUUUUCCUCAGUGAAUCUCUUGUUACUUCACUGAUUGUGUUGUGUGAUGAAAUGGCAAGUCAGCUAAUGACUCAUUUUGGCCAGGCUUACAAUAUAAUCCUUAACACACUGCUUAUUGUCAAAAUGAAUAAUGUUUUAAUACAAAUUUGGUCACAAAAAAAAAAAAAAAGAAUAAUGUUUAGCGCAGUAUACAGACGAUCUACUGGUGAUAUAAACUACUAAACCACUGCCUCUCAGAAAAUUUCCUAGCAGAAACAGCUGAUCCUUUGCAGCAAACUAAGAGGUUACAUAACUGGAUAUUCUAGUUCAAGUAUAACAUGCCUACCGCUGCUAUUUCACAGAAGGGGUGCUUAGAUGCUUUGGUUUAAAUGAGAAGUCAGGUUUUUUAAGCCAAGCUCUUUAGAACAUGGAAUAGUCAGAGGCCCAUUUUCUUGUUCUGACUGCCUUAGAAACAGCUCUGUCUUUAUUCUCUGCUCUCUCAGUGAAUAGAAGUCAUCUCGUUGCUUUAUUGCUUUGUGCACUGUAAAAAGAAGCUAAGGUCACUAAUGUUCAUGGUGCAGCUUCUUACAAAGUAACAAAUAUGUGCUGUCAAAUGUACAUUAGUUGUCUUUUCAAUAACAAAUAUCAAGAAAUAAAAUGUGCAUGCGAAUGGAUAACAUAGCAGUAGUUUUUUUCUUUUUGGAGGCCAGUGUUGUUACGGCUCCACCCACACCCUCCUCCUCUGCUCCUUCACACCCCUCUGUUCCGGCCUCAGCCACUCCCAGCACCUCAGCUCGCUCCCAGCGGGCACUCCUCAGACACAGCUGCAACAGGUUGAGUUGACGAGGUGAAUGAGCCGGAUCACUGCACACCUGCUGCCACUCUCCAAUCAACCCCUCUGCCUACAAGACUCCAGCUCUCCUGCCAGUCAUCGCCAGAUCUUCCCUGAUAGUUACCUGGCAAG
Centropristis striata (black sea bass) is the source of this 2123-nucleotide messenger RNA. RefSeq lists its product as uncharacterized. Gene Ontology annotation, molecular function: S-adenosylmethionine-dependent methyltransferase activity. The transcript has 7 exons. Lineage: Eukaryota; Metazoa; Chordata; Actinopteri; Perciformes; Serranidae. The record is from RefSeq and is a predicted model, not a curated record. The coding region runs from base 265 to 1083 and encodes 272 amino acids.